CUUAUUCAUGACAUGAUAUCCUAACAUGUCAUAUCCUUCUCCCAGCCAUUAGUGCUACAAAUGCAUUCCAUUAAGCAAAAGAGAAAGUAGAAAGCAUUAGAAUAUCUUUUGUUUACUCCCAUGUUAGCCUGCUGUUUUUCUUAAACUAAAUUUUUUGUCCACAAACAAAGACAAUCCUUUUUCUGGUAUGGUUUGUAUUCUACUAUCCUUCCUUAUUUCUUCUUGCUUAGUGUACUAUACUACUACUAAAAUAGCACCCAAAAAAUAAAAAAGGAACAGCAAGCAGCAGGCAAGCAAGCAAAGCUUCUCUUUGACUGGUGGUGCCACCAUUUUUGUUGGCUUUAUUACUUCCAAAAUCAUUACCUCCUUCCUUCCCCCUUUUCCUUUUGUCCCCAAAAAAAGCCACACACACCACUUCCUAAUUAAACUCAUUCCCACUCUCUCUCAUUCCAUUCCCUCUUUACUCUUCUUCUCCUCCCCCUUUUCCCGCUGCUGUUAUUUUCCCCUCCUCCUUCUAGGGUUUUGGCUGACUACCCACCAAAGGAAAACCAAAAAGAAAAUGUGGGUCGCUCUCAGGUUUGGAAUGUGAAUUGAAUGAAGCAUGGGUUGCGUGUUCGGGAAAGAGCUGAGCGGCAAGCGGCCGUCCGGCGGUGGAGGAGCGGGAGAGUCUCGCCGGCACAAUCGGCAGCAGCAGCAGCAACAAGUUGGUGCUGUGGAAAAUGAGAUCAGAAAUGGAGUCGGGAAGGAGAUUAGUAGCAGCAACAACAAUACAGAGGAAGAAAGCUCCGCUGCUGCUAGUGUUAGUAAGCCGAAAGGUGAGAGGAGAAGGUCUUCCAAGCACAAUCCCCGGCUGAGCAAUCCGUCCAAGCAUCUCCACGGCGAGCAAGUAGCCGCCGGUUGGCCGUCCUGGCUCUCCGCCGUGGCCGGGGAAGCCAUCAAUGGCUGGAUUCCUCGCCGUGCUGACACUUUCGAGAAGCUUGAUAAGAUUGGGCAAGGUACGUACAGCAAUGUAUACAAAGCUAGGGACACUUUGUCUGGAAAGAUUGUGGCAUUGAAGAAGGUUAGGUUCGACAAUUUGGAACCAGAAAGCGUGAAAUUCAUGGCGAGGGAGAUUGUGAUCUUGCGACGAUUGAAUCACCCCAAUGUCGUCAAACUUGAAGGCCUAGUGACUUCAAGAAUGUCGUGUAGUUUAUACCUUGUGUUUGAGUACAUGGAACAUGAUUUAGCAGGACUUGCAGCUAGCCCAACUAUCAAGUUCUCGGAGUCUCAGGUCAAAUGUUAUAUGCAUCAACUGUUGUCUGGCCUUGAACACUGUCAUAACAGGAAUGUGUUGCAUCGUGAUAUCAAGGGGUCGAAUCUUCUCAUUGGCAAUGAUGGAAUUCUUAGGAUAGCCGAUUUUGGGUUGGCUUCGUUCUUUGAUCCGAAUCACAAGCAGCCGAUGACCAGUAGGGUGGUUACAUUGUGGUACCGACCUCCUGAGCUUCUCCUUGGGGCAACUGACUAUGGUGUGGGUGUUGAUCUGUGGAGUGCUGGUUGCAUUCUUGCCGAGUUAUUGGCUGGAAAACCUAUCAUGCCUGGUCGGACAGAGGUGGAACAAUUGCAUAAGAUAUUUAAAUUGUGUGGCUCUCCUUCUGAAGACUACUGGAAAAAGUCGAAGCUGCCACAUGCUACUAUAUUCAAACCUCAACAGGCAUACAAGCGGUGCAUAGCAGAGACCUUCAAAGACUUCCCUCCAUCUUCUCUGCCAUUGAUCGAAACGCUACUCGCAAUUGAUCCUGCCGAACGCCAACAUGCUACUGCUGCAUUACAUAGUGAAUUCUUCACUACCAAGCCAUAUGCCUGUGAUCCUUCCAGUCUUCCAAAGUACCCUCCCACAAAGGAGAUGGAUGCUAAACUACGUGAUGAAGAGGCUAGAAGGUUGAGAGCUGGAAAGGCUAGUGCCGACGUUGUGAAGAGGUCAUCACGUCCUCGUGAUCGAGCUUCUAUGAGAGCAAUUCCUGCCCCAGAAGCAAAUGCCGAGCUUCAAGCCAAUCUCGAUAGGCGGCGGAUGAUUACACAUGCGAAUGCAAAGAGCAAGAGCGAGAAGUUUCCACCUCCGCACCAAGAUGGAACGCUGGGCUAUACCCUGGGGUCUUCCCACCACAUCGAUACCUCGUACGAUCCCCCUGAGGUUCCGUUCAGUUCCACGAAUUUCUCGUACCCGAAAACCCACAUCCAGACCUGGUCAGGCCCGUUGGUUGACGGUACUGGUGCUCCUAAGCGGAGGAAGCAGAAGGAUCGAAACUCUGCUCGUGUUAAGGACAAAGAGAUCAUGUAAUAUAUAUAUGGAUACAGAAACUGGGUUCAUUUGGGUGGGUUGGUCUACUACAACAAAAAGCAGCAGCUGAUAAGAACUGACAACUUGUUCAAGUUUCAGUUCAAUGGCUUCCCCGGGAACAAAAAAAAAAAGAUUGUUGAAAUUGCAGAGGAGAGGUAUAAAAAAAAGUAUGUAUCUUUUAACAUUCUUUUCAUUUCAAAAGCUUCCUUCCCCCUUCUUCAUUUGCAUUUGUAAGCUAUUUUCCAUUAAAUUUUUGUAUUAUGAAAAUACUUCUAAGUAUUGUAUUAUGUAUAUGCUGUUCUCUUGUUGUUCCAUUAUCAAGUUGUUUCCUCAUUUUUGUUGAAGCUGUGCAUUUAGAAUUUUAGAUGGUCAGUGGAGAGGAAGGUGUUAAUAUGGCCAUGUAAUAUGUAUAGUCAAUUGUUUACAGUGCUGGCUAAUCGUCUGAGGGUCAGUGGUGUUGUACCUCGACAGUUUAGGGCAUCUCUGGUUCCUUUUGGUUCUCGCUAUGUUAGGGCAUCUCUGGUUCCUUUUGCUUCUCGCUAUGUUAAUGUUUUAUAUAAUCGAUUCUCGAUGUGUUGCGUUCUAGGUCUUUCAAUUCCAAUUGGUUUCGAAUAGGGAUUUAGAUGACGAAAUUCGCAGCCCCAUUUUGCUGUGCUUAAUUUUCCUACAAUAUUUCGUCGAAUUAUCAUGUCUCCUUACGUUUUUAUAUAGCAAAUGUUGCUUCCUCUUCAUUUUUUGUGUUUAUUCUUUAGAAGGCAUAUACUCAAAUGAGCUUAAUUGUUCUGAGAGAUCAUGUUCAUCUUGAAUCCAGUGUAAAAAAAAGUGAAUCUUAAGUUUGAAUAAACCAUUUUGGGGCCAGAUCCAGUGGACCUGCAUCAGUUGAGCCCAGACCGGUAUAUUCGUUUGGACUUUUAAGCGGGCCUAGCUGGCCUCUUAGCAAGGUAAUAUUUGUGGAUCGAGAGUCGAGACAGGUUGAUUUGUUUUUAAUUUAUUUUUCACAUCAAACUAUUAUUUCAAUGAGAUGUUAACAUACAAUUUAAGAAAAGAUCAAGAAGAUAAAUACUAGUAAAUCUUAGGGAAAAUAAAAAUAACACAAAUAGAGAACGAAAAGUCGAGAGGAAGUAGUACACGUGUCCGAUCAUACGCUAUGUGUGAGUACGGAUGUCAAUCAAACUCAUGAUGGUGAGUACCCUAUCGCCCGCGACUCAGUAAAAGCAGGGAAUCUUCGCGUUGUCUAGGUAUUGGACAGAUAUGGGUAAAACCUGUAAAAAAUUUGAUGGGAUGUGCCAUGUAUGGUUUUAUUCUCCCCGCCUCUCCAUACGAGUAUACCCCUAUAUUCUUACUCGUCUCACUGAGAAUAUUUCUUCAUAUAUAAAAGAUGGGAAAUUGCAAUUUUGGUCACUGGGAUUACCGAAAUAAAGAGUUGGUUAGAUCCAUUUAGUGUUAUAAUUAAAGAUCUACAUGUUGAAUUUUAGAUAUAGUAGUGUUGGAUAUGGGAGAUUGAGAUGCAAAAUCUCCUCCCGCAUUGGUAUGUGACGAAUAUGAAUUUGAGUAUUUGAACAUGAAAAUAAAUAUGAUUUAGAGAAACCCACCAAAAUCUGUCCCAUUGUCAUUCCUAUAUAUAAGAUAAAUAUUACUCAGUUCAAAUAGACUACAUAAAUUAAAUCGGACUAAUCCUUCUCAUAAUCUUAUCUCUCGAUCGGCGGCUUCUCCUUGGAUUUUGCAUUGCGGUUUGAGGUCAACUGACUCAACUCAAAGGUUUUGAAGUUGCUUGAACUCUUAACAUUGGAUGCUGUGGCUUUGAAGCAAUGGAACCCAGUUGUGCACGUUACGGCAUUGCUCAAUGAUAUAUUUUUAACUGUUCGUCGUCUUGUUUUAGGUUAAAUUGUGUAACUAUAAUAUAAAUAAAGCCCGCAAGCAUUG
Molecule: messenger RNA, 4240 nt
Organism: Linum trigynum
Lineage: Eukaryota; Viridiplantae; Streptophyta; Magnoliopsida; Malpighiales; Linaceae
Source: the annotation of a GenBank genome assembly